UAUAAAAUAUUGUUGGUGGGUACAAGGGGUAGGUAGGGUAUAUGAAAGGACCUUCUCAUGUCUUUCAACGCUAUAAUGCUCGCAUUUCUUGUGCGGUUGUCGACUCGGAAAGUUAUCUCGGGAUAGUGUCGAGAAAAAAGUAAUAAAAUAAUUUAGGCCCAUCCCGACAUUUAUCCCGAAACAAUGGCAAAAUUUUUGGCUCUUCUGGUGAUCGCAUUGGUCUACGUAAUUGUUAACGUUCAGAGUCAAGCAACAAGUAAAAAACCUGUAAUUGGACAAUCAUUUGAUGAAAUUACUGUCUCAUCGGACCUACAUGUUAAGAAAAGAACAAAACAACAUCGCCAAGACAAGAAAUUAACAAACGUGCCAACAGGAACAACAGGUUCAUCCGGAAAAACAACUGAAAUUGCAUCAAGACUUGUAUCAAUCAGCGAUGGAAGUACAUUUGUACUUGAUAAAAAAAGACAGCGACGAGAAACCACAAAAAAAAGGUUUUUCGAUCUUGGGUCUGCUGAAUACUUGUUAAAGUCUCGAAAACGUCGAGAUCUUGAUGCAAUUUUCUAACAAAAGUAACUCCGUAAGCAACAAAGUAAAAAAAAAAAUCAAAAAAAGAAAAAAGAGCACGUUUUGCGAGGACAACCGCACGACAUUCACCAUCUUCAUCUGUGAUCACACCUUUCGACCUCAUUUUGGACUUCGCCUGUCACAAAAAACUAUAAUAAAAAUUUUCAGUCACAUAAAAAAAAA
Messenger RNA from Aphidius gifuensis, 747 nucleotides. RefSeq lists its product as uncharacterized. The record is from RefSeq and is a predicted model, not a curated record. Lineage: Eukaryota; Metazoa; Arthropoda; Insecta; Hymenoptera; Braconidae. The transcript is spliced from 4 exons. Bases 184 to 564 code for a protein of 126 amino acids.